CAGAGACACCAGCCGAUACAAAGAAACUAAAGCAGGGGCUCAAAGCAAAGAGCAAUGGAGCGAAGGGAAGAGCGAAGAAGGCAGAUGCAGAUGAAGAUGAGGAGAUCAAGAGGAAAGUCAAAUCCAAGCCUCGUUCCUCCACGAAACAAGCUGCAAGAAACACCUCUUCUACCACAUCUACCACCACCACCACCACCAGUGCUGUCAAAACCAGUAAAUACUUCCAGUCACCAGUGAAGGAGGAGGAAAUUGACAGCGAGGAUGACUUUGACAUGGUGACUUCACCACCACCUAAGGUCAAGAUGACUGCAAAGAAACCAGAGAAGGAGGAAGAGGAGGAGGACAGUGAGGAAGACGAGGAUGAUUGGGAGGAAGUGGAAGAGCUGGCUGAGCCUCUGGGUCCAGUUGAGCCAGCAGAACCUGUCCUGCCCUCUCAUCCAGUAGAGAUUGAGAUCGAGUCUCCAGAAGUCAGGAAAAAGCAGAAGAGGCAGGCUGAGUUUGAGGCAUAUCUGAGGCGAAUGAUGAACCGAUUCAAGAAGGACGUGCUGGUGGACACACACAAGGUCCACCUGAUGUGCCUGAUAGCCAGUGGGAUGUUCCGCAACCGUCUGUGCAGUGAACCAGACCUGCUGGCCAUCACUCUGUCACUGCUGCCGGCCCACUUUGCCGCAGUGGCCAAGGAACGCAUUGACCAAAAUUACCUCUCUGGACUGCUCAAAUGGUUUAGAGCAACAUUCACCCUCAACCCCAGCCUUACCUAUGAGGAGCGUCCGGACCCACGGGUUCUGCUGGAAAGGAGGUUGGCCAGCGUCUCGGCGAGAAACCACCAGGAGAUGACUCAUCUGUUCUUAUUGGUCCUGAGGUCUUUGCAGCUCUUCUGCCGGUUGGUCCUUUCCCUGCAGCCAAUUCCUCUCAAACCUCCAUCAAUCAAGGGCAAAGGGGCUAAAACAUCUCCCGGUGCCUCAGGAAAGAACCAGGGGGCAUCCAAGGCCAGCCCACCGGAACCAAAAGUCUCUCCCGGCACCAAGAGACCAGCUGGAGGCGGGAAGACCAAGGGAGACAGAGGAGGAAAGAAAGCUAAGAGGAAAGAAAUAAAAGAGGAGGAAGAGGAGGAGGCGGCUGCAACGUAUGGCCGUCAAAAGCCAAAGAACUCAAAACGUCGGAGUGUCGCCUCAAAGGUCAGCUAUAAGGAAGAGAGUGAAAAUGAAAAGGAGGAUGAGGGGCUCAGUGAUGAGGAGGAUUUUCAGCUGACCAGUGAGGACGACAGCGAUGAUUUUGAGGACGGGGCCGGAUUCACAAAGGCGUCGAAGGGGAAAGGGAGCAGCAAAGCCAAGAGCACCACAGCCUCAAAGAGAAAGAGCGGCGGAGGGAAAAACCAGGUGAAAGAUGAAGAGGAUAAAGAGUGUGAAGAAGAAGAUGACGAUGAUGAUGAUGAAGAAGAAGGAACGAAGACCAACCGAACAAAUCGAAGGGGCGGGAAAAGGAGAGAGGGGCCUGGAACAGAUGAGUGGUUGGAGGUGUUUGUGGAAAAAACGUCCUCCUGGGUUUGCAUAGACGUGGAGCACGGUGUAGCCAUGCCUCAACUCUGCUCCAAGAAUGCAACAGCACCGGUGACGUACGUGGUGGCAGUGGACGGGGAUGGUUUCGUGAAGGACCUGGGGAGAAAAUAUGACCCCACCUGGAUGACUUCGUCCAGGAAGAGAAGGGUGGAAGAAGAGUGGUGGGAGGAAACGCUUGUGCCGUUCCUGGGACCGGAGGACGAGAGGGAUGUGAAGGAGGACAAGGAGAUUGAGAAAAGGCUGCUGAACAAACCCCUGCCCAUCUCUGUGGCGGAGUAUAAAAACCACCCACUGUACGCCUUAAAGAGACACCUGCUGAAAUACGAAGCCAUCUACCCCCCAACAGCCACUAUACUGGGAUACUGCCGAGGAGAGCCAGUGUACUCCAGGGAUUGUGUGCACACUCUCCACUCCAGAGACACAUGGCUGAAAGAAGCACAAACUGUCCGAUUAGGAGAAGAGCCAUACAAGAUGGUGAGGGGCUUCUCUAAUCGUUCCCGUAAGGCCAGGAUGAUGUCUGAGAUGAAGGACCAGAAUGACCUGGCUCUGUUUGGAGAAUGGCAAACUGAACAGUACCAACCGCCUAUAGCUGUGGAUGGAAAGGUUCCCCGUAACGACUAUGGUAACGUCUACCUGUUCAAGCCCUGUAUGUUACCGGUGGGCUGUGUCCAUGUCAGGCUGCCCAACCUGAACCGUGUGGCCAGGAAGUUGGACAUGGACGCCGCGCCCGCAGUCACAGGCUUUGACUUCCAUGGAGGAUACUCACACGCUGUCACGGAUGGUUACAUUGUGUGUGAGGAGCAUGAGGAGGUGCUCAGAGCGGCCUGGUUGGAAGAACAAGAGCUUCAGAAACAAAAGGAGAGAGAGAAAAGAGAAAAGAGAGCUAUCUCCAACUGGACUCUGCUUGUGAAGGGGCUCCUGAUCAGAGAAAGGCUUAAACAGCGUUACGGCAAGAAGAACCUGGAUCCCGUGAGUCUCGCUCACACUCAAGACGGUGGAGACGAGAAUGGUGGACUUUCCUCUGAUGAGGAGGUGAUUGAGGGUGGAGGUUCUGUAGCUAUGACGGCAUCUGAAACUCUGGCAAUGUCCUGGCCCCAAAACAGACAAACAGAGGAGGACAGUGGGAGCGUCAGUGGGUUGAAGAGGACUAAACGAGGGAAGAAAGGGCAAGAGAAACAUUUGUUCCCCUUUGAGAAAGUGUGAUGUCACAAAUCGAAAACUAAAAGCUAGCAGAAAUAAUUCACGAAACAGCUUGAGAGACAGGAGACAUUUCUAAUACUCCGCAGCACUGGAUUUACUUAAAUCAAGAUUAUAUGAUCAUAUUCUGACAUCUGCUGAAAUUUACUUAGAAAGAUGUUGACAAAUCUUGAAAGCACUGUGUGCCAUAUGUGGAACAGGUUUGAAAUAAUUGUUGCAGGUUUGUUCAGGACUGAGACUUUUUGGCAGUAACACUAUAAGGAGGAGAAGAAGAGGCAAAGAUGGGAGGAUGACAUAGGAGAUGAAUGAUUUCAGUGAACUUAUCUGUGGAUCUGUUUCCUCCAUUGUGAGCAUUCUGUACAUAUUUCCAUGUUCUGUGUUAACUCUUUGUAUGAGAGCUUAAUGGAAGUACACAAAUUAAUUAUGUGUAUCAAAUCCAGCACAGAUCUGUGUUUUAAGGGUGUCAACAAAACAAACUUAAUCUGAAUGUAAGAACAGGGAUGUGCCCCUUACAGUUCCAGAUGUGUAUUUGACAUUGCAUGAAGACACACCACUUAUCACUUCACCUGGACAGAUGUGAUACACUCAGCCCUUCUGCAAGUAUUCAUUGGAAAAAGGUAUAAUACUGUCUCUGCCAACAUUUCAAGGCUGUAAAAGAUUCAAGCUUCACAGAAUCUCCACUACAUGCUGCUAAUUCAUUAUAAGCUGAUACGAACUCAGUAUCUUAUCUGGCAUCUCAUAUGUUGUCUCAACUCCAGUUAAGCACGUUUCUUGCCCUUGCCAAUGCUUAACAAGUGGCACAAAUUUGGAGCACAGCCAUUGUUACUGGCUGGAAUGUACACCAUGUAAACUGACUCCCUGAACACAGAAACUUGUAUUGUAAAUCCAGGUUUGUCACAUUCCCAGCCAUGUCUUUAGCUUGCUACGGUUCAUAUUUGACUUGAUAUGACUGAUUUGGGGUUAUAGAUGGUUGUCAUGAGUGCUGCACUUCCUCCUUUUCUCUCUUUCCUUAUUGGGCUUCCACAUCUCUGGAGGUUCAAUUGUUGUAUUCUGUACUAUUUAUCACGUUUAGCAUCUACAACUCUCAAAUCCUUUUCACACUUCUGUGACCAUUUCACACCUUGUGUCUGUAUAUGUGAUAGUGAAAAGCAGAUGAUGGCUGUAUUUAAAUUAGUAAACCGUUUUUGUAUGAAUUGUAUUUUUGUAAGAAAUGUUUGAAUACCAGUAAAAUG
This is a messenger RNA of Scomber japonicus (chub mackerel), 3988 nucleotides long. RefSeq names its product xeroderma pigmentosum, complementation group C (gene xpc). The transcript has 14 exons. Gene Ontology annotation, cellular component: nucleotide-excision repair factor 2 complex; XPC complex; cytoplasm. The record is from RefSeq and is a predicted model, not a curated record. Lineage: Eukaryota; Metazoa; Chordata; Actinopteri; Scombriformes; Scombridae. Gene Ontology annotation, molecular function: single-stranded DNA binding; damaged DNA binding. Gene Ontology annotation, biological process: nucleotide-excision repair; mismatch repair. The coding region runs from base 273 to 2762 and encodes 829 amino acids.